Molecule: messenger RNA, 805 nt
Organism: Puccinia graminis f. sp. tritici CRL 75-36-700-3
Lineage: Eukaryota; Fungi; Basidiomycota; Pucciniomycetes; Pucciniales; Pucciniaceae
Exons: 2
Coding region: 11-805 (264 amino acids)
Source: RefSeq, a predicted model, not a curated record
CCGAAUCAAGAUGUUCACUCAACGCACCGCAUUCUUCGUUGCCUUGGCCUGUACUUUCUCGCUUCUGUUGCUUAACGUACAAGGUCUCGCACUUCCAUUGAGCAGUCAGGCGGAAGGAGCCCAUCUCUCAUAUGCCAAGCGAGCCGCCAAUGCCACGAAUAGCGCGCCGGUAACUCCAAAGCAGGAUCUUCCCGGUUCGACAGGUACCCCGGCCCUUGUCCAGCGCGACAUUCCUGCCCCAGUGCUGAAAAUGAUUGAAACGGUUGGCAAACUCGUCAAGCGGGAUUCUCUGGCUGAGCGCGACAUUCCUGCUCCAGUGCUGAAAAUGAUUGAAACGGUUGGCAAACUCGUCAAGCGAGACACUCUGGCUGAGCGCGACAUUCCUCCUCAAGUGAUGAAAGCGAUCGAGACGAUCGGAAAACUUGUCAAGCGAGACACUCUGGCUGAGCGCGACAUUCCUGCUCCAGUGCUGAAAAUGAUUGAAACGGUUGGCAAACUCGUCAAGCGGGAUUCUCUGGCUGAGCGCGACAUUCCUCCUCAAGUGAUGAAAGCGAUCGAGACGAUUGGCAAACUUGUCAAGCGAGACACUCUGGCUGAGCGUGACAUUCCUCCUCAAGUGCUGAAAAUGAUUGAAACGGUUGGCAAACUCGUCAAGCGGGAUUCUCUGGCUGAGCGCGACAUUCCUCCUCAAGUGAUGAAAGCGAUCGAGACGAUUGGCAAACUUGUCAAGCGAGACACUCUGGCUGAGCGUGACAUUCCUGCUCCAGUGCUGAAAAUGAUUGAAACGGUUGGCAAACUGGUAUAG